GAAAAAAGUUGGUCAAGUGAUAAUAUUCCAAUUUUAUUGAUAAUGUUUAAACAAUUUUAUUUAAUAUCAUUGCUAACAUGUUCUGUCACCAAUUUAAUGUCCGAGAUGAAAAAAACAAGUGACAUCGUUUAUAGAUUGGUUGGAAACUUUUUUACACAAAUAACUGUAAAACGUCAGCUGGAACAAUUUUCAAUAGAAUUGCUUCAUAGGAAGUCCUUAUGUUUUACUGCUUGUGGAUUAUUUCGUUUGGAUAACAGUUUAUUAACUUCAGUUGCUCGAGUAAUUUCAACUAAUAUGGUCUUGCUGAUUGAGUAUCAAUUCUAUGAACAGUUCAAAACUAUAAACAAUAACUCUACAUGAUGAAUAUAAAAAAUUAUUGUUUGACAAUGAACUAAAUAAAAUCAGGAUAUUUUGAGGACAAUUGGUUUAUUUUUAAUUGAGCUCAAUCAUAGACUUGAAGAGACUAUAAGUCAAGAUGAGUCUACGAGUCCAACUGGAGUUAUUGAGAAUGACAAGAGCUGGAAUGUCAUCAAUGUCCCUAAGGGAACAUCAAAGUGAAACUGUUGAGAUUAAUAGAUCAGUUUUGGAAUCAGAAGAAGAUAAAAUCUUUGAAUAUCAAUCUCUAAAAAUCUCUAGUUCCUUUGAUGACUGUAUACGUUACUUGAUAAACUGUGUAGACUUGAUUAUUUCUUGAUCAUCUAGAGAAAUGGAUGUACACAAAAAAUAUUAGAUGUUCCUACUUCUCCAAAUGCUAGAUCAAUUUUAGAAUAUUCUAAUCAAGUCUGAGCACGAAGAUUUAGGUAUUGCUUUGUAUUAUUUUAGCCACAGCAUAGGUUUUCAUGAUUGAAGACAUUUUUUAUA
Chelonus insularis is the source of this 861-nucleotide messenger RNA. Its product is annotated as putative gustatory receptor 28b. The record is from RefSeq and is a predicted model, not a curated record. NCBI's taxonomy places the organism in Eukaryota, Metazoa, Arthropoda, Insecta, Hymenoptera, Braconidae. The coding region runs from base 43 to 360 and encodes 105 amino acids. Gene Ontology annotation, cellular component: membrane. Gene Ontology annotation, biological process: sensory perception of taste. The transcript has 4 exons.